AUGCAUGUUUCGCAUUUAUGUCUCAACACUAUUGACUCCAUACUUGAACAUCUACUAAACGACAGUUUGCAACGCAAUCCAAAAACUAUUACUGUUAAAGUUUACUCAGACUCAUUAAGUAUCCACCUACAAGAUGAUGGCGAUGGCUAUACUUGCAAAGAGUUGGAGAAACUCUUGAGCUGUGCUUCGAAGCCAGAUCCUUUCGCCACCAAAGCUUAUAGUAGUUCACUGAUUGGUUAUAUCGGGGCAGUUUCACAAUUUUCAAUUGUGUCCAAGUACAAAACUGCUCAAAGCAUUUUUAAAAUGGAGAGUAAUUUUCAAGAUGGCUCGGUAACAAUACACAACACUGAUAAUCUGCAAAUGCAAGUGCAAAAGCUGAUGCAGACGCUGACGCUGAUGCUGAUGCAGACGCUGCCCUAUAAACAGUUUUGUGAAAUCGAAACUGUUACUCAGGGCUCAGUCUACCGUGUAGAGAACAUCUUUUACAAUUUCCCAGUUCGACGUAAACAGAUUCAUGCAAUGGCCGUACACAAGAUUGUUAAUAGCAUCAAGCUAGUUUUCUUGAAAUUGCUAUUGUUUAACCUGGGAGUACAUCUAGAAUUUAGCAUUAAAGAUAGUCACGCACCUCAAUUUGAACAAGUAUUUAAGCUUACAUCGAAGCAUGAUGAUUACGGACAAACGUUAUUGCAAAGCCUUUUUGGUUUGCAAAUUACUUGGCAAAAUAUCAAAGCAAGAUAUAAAUCUUUUGAAUUUACUGGAAUUAUUGGACUAGAACCAGUCAACUCCAAAACUCAUCAAUAUAUAUUUGUCAAUAACAAACUUAUGGCUCAAUCAAGGAAUAUUUCAGCACAGUUUAAUGAAAUAUUCAUCAAAUCGGGAUUUGGUUUUAACAAUAUUAGCACCAGUAAUAACAAUGUCACCACCAACUCAAUUACAAAGUCCACUGGCAAACUGAUACGCAAGUUUCCAUGUUUCUUAAUACAAGUGAAAAGCAAUGACCUUGCUGAGAUCAAAGAAGAUUCACAUUCAUGGAUGUUUAUCGUAGAUAUCAUUGGCAAGAUUUUCAAAACAUUUGUAAAUGCAAAUGAAAAAACCAAUGAAGGUCAAAUAAAAAGCGAGUAUCUAAAAUUACUGCCGAGUCCCGAAAAGAUUCAUGACAAAUCAAGGGAAAAGAAUUUGACUAGAAGUAAUAUGAUGAAUAGAAUCUUUAAAGGAAGACAUUUUCAACCACAAGGCCUGACUUUAAUACUGACUAUGAUUCAACCCCUGCUUUGUUCUCCAAAUUAUCUUACUGUUGGCCACAACUACAACUAUAACUACAAUUACAACCCUGAUUAUAAUGAAGAUGAGAUCAAUUUUGGGCGUUUGCACCUUUCUCCGAAUAAUUGCAGAAUCAUCAGACAAAUAGAUAACAAAUUUAUUCUACUAAUGCUUUUCAAUAACCCCCUGCAGCAUCAGCUAGAGGUGCAACAGUCACCAACGCCACCACCAACACCAACAGCACCACAAUUAGUUGUUCUUGAUCAACACGCGAGCGACGAACGGGUUAAAAUUGAAAAAUUAAUCAAAGAGUUUGUCGAUGAAAUGUCUGCAAAUCCAGGGUUGAGACUUUGCCAACCAUUAAUAAUUGACCUACAUCCACAUGAAUUACAAUAUCUCCACCAAUAUGCUUCCAAUUUCCAAUUAUUUGGAAUUGAAUACAUCAUCAUUGAUCAAAUUAAACUAGCAGUGACAAAAUUGCCAAAAGUUCUCAUUACAAAAGUAGGCAACAAUACAAAGUAUAUGAAGGAUAUGCUCUUACAACACAGUUUUGAUGUAAAUAACAAGGUCAAGAAUCAGUAUUUCAACAUUAAAGAUGAAGAUUGGUUUGCAAUUUCGCACAAUAUACCACGAGCCAUUAUAGACCUCCUCAAUUCGAAGGCUUGUCGUUCAGCAAUCAUGUUUGGCGACCCCCUAACUUUUACUGAGAUGUCCAGCUUGAUACAAGAAUUGAGUCGGUGCAAACUUCCAUUCCAAUGUGCACAUGGACGACCCUCAGUGGUGCCACUAGCAAGGUUUGUACUGAAAUAG
Messenger RNA from Lodderomyces elongisporus, 2070 nucleotides. RefSeq names its product mismatch repair protein (gene MLH3). Lineage: Eukaryota; Fungi; Ascomycota; Pichiomycetes; Serinales; Debaryomycetaceae. The transcript has 2 exons. The coding region runs from base 1 to 2070 and encodes 689 amino acids. The record is from RefSeq and is a predicted model, not a curated record. Gene Ontology annotation, cellular component: mismatch repair complex. Gene Ontology annotation, molecular function: ATP-dependent DNA damage sensor activity; ATP hydrolysis activity; ATP binding. Gene Ontology annotation, biological process: mismatch repair.